This is a messenger RNA of Papaver somniferum (opium poppy), 819 nucleotides long. RefSeq lists its product as uncharacterized. The coding region runs from base 1 to 819 and encodes 272 amino acids. The transcript has 4 exons. The record is from RefSeq and is a predicted model, not a curated record. Lineage: Eukaryota; Viridiplantae; Streptophyta; Magnoliopsida; Ranunculales; Papaveraceae.
AUGGUUGAAGCAAUACAACAAGCUCUUAAAGUUGAAAGUGGAUAUCACCAAAUACGUAUUCGAGAAGGUGAUGAACGGAAAACGGCUUUCAAGACAAAGGAAGAUACUGGUAUUUCUGUGGAUGAUUCUAAGAUCAAAGAAAUUGUUGAUUGGCCUGUUCCAACUUCUAUACGUGAAGUACGUAGUUUUCAUGGUUUAGCUUCAUUCUACAGAAGAUUUGUGAGGAAUUUUAGUACCAUUGCAGCUGGUUUAACAGAUUGUUUGAAGCGUGAUACUUUUGAAUGGACUAAAGAAGCAGAUAAGAGUUUUAAUUUACUCAAAGAGAAGUUAUGUAGUGCCCCUGUUCUUGCCAUGCCAAAUUUUGAUAAGCCUUUUGAGAUUCAUUGUGAUGCUUCUAUUGUUGCAAAGGUCAAUCGAAUGCAUGAUAGAUGGUUAUCUACUAUCAAUCAGUACACAUUUUCUAUUAAACAUCAUAGUGGAAAACUGAAUCAGGUGGCUGAUGCUUUGAGUAAAAGAGAUCAUCUUCUUGUCACUCUCAAACAUGAGAGUUUAGCUUUUGAUUUCUUGAAAGAUCUGUAUGGUGAAGAUAAAGAUUUUAAGAAUCUGUGGGAAAAGUGUGGUUCUUCAACAGGAAGUGUUGAUGAUUACAUCAUUCAAGAUGGUUUUCUUUUUAAAGAAAAUCGUUUAUGUAUACCACAAUGUUCUUUACGUCUUCAUUUGAUCCAAGAAUUGCAUGGAAGUGGCCUGGAAGAACGUUUUGGACGUGAUAAAACUAUUGCUUUGGUUGAGGAACGUUAUUUUUGGCCUUCAAUUCAAUGA